Molecule: messenger RNA, 587 nt
Organism: Notothenia coriiceps (black rockcod)
Lineage: Eukaryota; Metazoa; Chordata; Actinopteri; Perciformes; Nototheniidae
Product: phosphatidylinositol 5-phosphate 4-kinase type-2 gamma-like
Exons: 5
Coding region: 60-587 (175 amino acids)
Biological process (GO): phosphatidylinositol phosphate biosynthetic process
Cellular component (GO): plasma membrane
Molecular function (GO): 1-phosphatidylinositol-5-phosphate 4-kinase activity; 1-phosphatidylinositol-4-phosphate 5-kinase activity
Source: RefSeq, a predicted model, not a curated record
UAGACAGGACGCCACUACAGAUACAGCUCACCCUGCUCUCAGACUGCGAUACAGGUGCCAUGUCUUCCCCCGGAGCCACCUCCAGCUCUCUGAGCAGCCUGGCGCCCAAAAGGAAGACCAAGAAGAAGCAUUUCGUGCAGCAGAAAGUGAAGGUUUUCCGAGCCAGUGACCCCGUGCUGAGCGUGCUGAUGUGGGGCGUCAAUCACUCGAUUAACGACCUGAGCCACGUGCCUGUACCUGUCAUGCUGCUCCCAGACGACUUCAAAGCCAGCACCAAGAUCAAAGUCAGCAACCACCUCUUCAACAAAGAGAAUCUUCCAGGACAGUUCAAAUUUAAAGACUACUGCCCGCAGGUGUUCAGAAACCUGCGAGAGCGCUUCGGUAUAGAGGACCAAGAUUAUCAGGUGUCUCUGGCCCGCAGUCCUCCACUAAAAGACGAGGAGGGGCAACGCGUGGAGCUGCUGCUGACAUCAUACGACCACACAUUGAUAAUAAAAGAAAUCUCCAGUGAGGAGGUGGAGGAAAUUCACAACAUCCUCUCUGAGUAUCACCAGAGAGAGUGCUGGAGUCGCAAACACUUACGGUAA